Molecule: messenger RNA, 2249 nt
Organism: Pterocles gutturalis (yellow-throated sandgrouse)
Lineage: Eukaryota; Metazoa; Chordata; Aves; Pterocliformes; Pteroclidae
Gene: PDZRN4
Product: PDZ domain containing ring finger 4
Exons: 3
Source: RefSeq, a predicted model, not a curated record
AUAAAUGGCCAAGAUGUCCAGAAUCGUGAAGAGGCAGUGGCUUUGCUUUCCAGUGAAGAAUGCAAGAAAAUUGUGUUGCUGGUCGCAAGACCGGAGAUGCAGCUGGAGGAUGGGUGGCUGGAUGAUGAAAGGAAUGAAUUCUUAGAGGAGUUAAACUUGGAAAUGUUGGAAGAGCAGCAUAAUGAAGUGGUACAGUACACAGCCAACGAGGUGGAGCAGCCAAAGAAACAUGAAGAGGAGGAUGGCACUACAGACACUGCAACCUCGUCAUCCAACAAUCAUGAGAAGGACAGUGGGGUGGGACCUACAGAUGAAAGUCUACGUAAUGACGAGAGCUCAGAGCAAGAAAAUGCACCUGAGGAGCAGAACAGCACUACCCUGCAGAGCAAAUGGGAGCUGGGCCACAGCCAAGAUACUGUAGGAAGUGCUGAGCUCCAGUGCAAUGAAAGCUUUGUGUCUGGGGAAUACAUUGAAUCUGAUUUCAUAGGAAACCCAAAGGAGGAAUGUGAAAGGUUUCGGCAGCUGUUGGAACUGAAGUGCAAGAUUCGAAACCACGGGGAGUAUGACCUUUAUUACUCGAGCAGCACAAUAGAGUGCAACAGAAGAGAGCAAGAUGGAGUGGAGCAUGAGCUGCAGCUACUCAAUGAGGAACUGAGGAACAUUGAACUUGAAUGUCAGAAUAUUAUGCAAGCUCACCGGCUCCAAAAAGUGAGGAAUCAGUAUGGCGACAUUUGGGCUUUACAUGAUGAAGGGUUCAGGAAUUAUAACACCAGCAUAGAUGUACAAAGAGGCAAACUGGAUGACAUCAUGGAGCACCCUGAGAAGUCUGACAAGGACAGCUCUAGUGCCUACAACACGGCCGAAAGUUGCAGGAGCACUCCACUGACAGUGGAGCGAUCCCCUGAUAACUCUCUCCAGAGGAUGAUCAGCAUCACCAACAGGAAAAACCUGAGGAGCACAAUCGUGGCUAAUCAGUCAUCCUCAGGACAAAGCAACAGAGAGGCAACCUCAGCCAAAACCAAACCGACUGAGCAGAACAGUGCUGCCGAGGAUGCAGCACUGGCAUCAGAGAGCAGCAAAUUCACAGACCAGGAAAAUCAGAGCAGUGAGCACAUUCCCUACCUGUCUCCAUAUCACAGCUCUUCUUACAGGUACGGGAAUAUACCCGCUCAUGCAAAGCAUUAUCAAAGCUAUAUGCAACUGAUCCAGCAGAAGUCUGCUGUGGAGUAUGCCCAAAGCCAACUCAGCCUGGUGAGCAUGUGCAAAGACUCGCAGAAGUGUGCAGAGCCCAAGAUGGAAUGGAAAGUGAAAAUAAGGAGUGAUGGGACGAGGUACAUCACAAAGAGACCAGUUCGAGACAGAAUCCUGAAAGAACGUGCCUUAAAAAUUAAAGAGGAGCGCAGUGGGAUGACGACAGAUGAUGAUACAAUGAGUGAGAUGAAGAUGGGUCGCUACUGGAGCAAAGAAGAGAGGAAGCAGCAUUUGGUACGAGCUAAGGAACAGAGGAGACGGCGGGAGUUCAUGAUGAGGAGCAGGCUGGAGUGUCUUAAGGAAAGUCCGCAGAGUGGCAGCGAGGGCAAAAAGGAAAUUAACAUUAUUGAACUAAGUCACAAAAAGAUGAUGAAAAAGAGAAACAAGAAAAUCUUGGACAACUGGAUGACAAUCCAAGAACUGAUGACACACGGUGCUAAGUCUCCAGAUGGCACAAGAGUGCACAAUGCCUUUUUAUCAGUUACUACUGUAUGAACACAACUUCUUUCAGAGAGUAUACUACCAGUUUAAGGUAGAGUACGAUUGCCUCGUUCAAUGUGGCAUUUUUAUAUAUUUUGUGACUGUUUAUAGUUUGACCUUUUUUGUAAGCAAAAUUACCUGGUAAUUUUUCAUUGGUUUUUCAUAUAACGGUACCUUCUUUGUCUGGCAGUCUUUCUUUAUCCUGCAAUAUAUUCAUAUUAUUCAUUUGUAAAAAAAAAAAAAAAAAAAAAAAGAAAAACAAAAGCAAAACAAAAAAGUGGAGAAGCCACUUAAUUUCUUAACCUAAUACUUAUCCUGUAAGUUAAGAUCUGGAUUUAUUUCUCUAGUUUUCUUUUUUCUACUUUAGUAACAAUUCAAUACCAAAACGAAAUGCUUUAUACUGUAUCCUUGGCUUAACAAGUUUUAAAGUUUUACAUCUUAGAUUGCAUCUGUUUAUAAAUCAUAUGCCACAUCCCAUCGUAUAGAUAAGAAUGACAUUUUUUCCAAGUACACCUUGU